AUGGCUGUGGUGUCAAGUUGCUAUCCUAAGAGGGGCGCGCACCUCGUGUCCUACCUGGCACACGUCAGGAGGGCACGGGAGCAGGCAGGAGAUGAAGCUGCUUUGGCGUAUGAUGAAGACUUUCGGAGGAAUGCCUCGCUGCUGUCUUCAACGCGCUGGGACCAAAAGGACAACAAUUGCUGGUUCGAACAUGUGGGGCCCAAUAUCGAGAAGAAAACCGCUCAUCAGCCAAAAGCUG
Messenger RNA from Podarcis lilfordi (Lilford's wall lizard), 238 nucleotides. The record is from the annotation of a GenBank genome assembly. Lineage: Eukaryota; Metazoa; Chordata; Lepidosauria; Squamata; Lacertidae.